GUGAAAAAGCCUGAAGCUGGUGACCAGCCUAGGAAGGCCUUUCAGCAGUAGAGAAGCAGAGACCUUGUCAUCUCGAAACUGUGAUAAUGCUUCAAGAAUAUUGAAAAAAAAGAGACAAAAUAGUUCUUGGCCCGAACAGGAGAGGCUGGAGAGACCUCCUCCAAGCAGAUCCCCAGGAACGGAUCCCACGGAAGAGCAGACGGUGGUGGGGAGCAGUCAGCACGGACUGGUAAAGGGCAAAUCCCGCUUCGCUCACGUGAGCGCCUUCUACGAUGGAGCAACCAGGAGCAGGCCCCUUUGCCGUCAUGGUGAGCGAGAGGCGGAACGGCAGCCUGCUGGUGCACCUGGGACCCACGCUGCAGGCCUACCCGGAGGAGCUGCUGCGGCAGCGGCGAGGCCGCGACGGCCACCCCGAGUACCUGAUCCGGUGGAGCGUAGUCAGCUCGGAGGAGAGCAUGGCCGGCGGCGGCGGCCCCGGCGCAGAAAGCAAGCCGGAGAACAUCCUGAUGUGGAUGUCGGCAGAAGAGGUCUGCGCCAGCUGCCCGGCGCUGCUGGGCCAGAGGAAGCUGGGCGGGCGGUGGGUGAAAGAGGAGACGGCGCCCAGCCCGUUCCCGGCCGACAUCCCGCUGGACGAAGCGUCGCUGCUGGAGAUGAAGGCUGACGUCGGGAGCCUGGUGCAGCGAGCUGCCCGGCAGAUGGCCGGGACCGGGGCUCCCGAGUCCUCCGUCCUCAACACCAUCCACGUGCUGAGCGCGUACGCCAGCAUUGGCUCGCUGACGGGCGCCUUCAAGGAGACGGGAGCCCUCGACCUGCUGAUGAAGAUGCUGUGCCACAAGGAGAAGCAAAUCCGCCGCAGCGCCGGCAAGAUGCUGAGGGCGCUGGCUUCGCACGACGCAGGGAGCCGGGCCUACGUCCUGCUGUCCCUGAGCCAGCAGGAUGGCAUCGAGCAGCACAUGGGCUUUGACAGCCGCUACACCUUGCUGGAGCUGUUUGCUGAGACGAUGUCCUCUGAAGAGUACUGCAUGUCCUUUGAAGGGAUUCACCUUCCCCAGAUCCCUGGGAAGCUGCUGUUCGCCCUGGUGAAGCGCUACCUGCGCGUGGCCUCUCUUGAGGACGAGCUCAGCGGCGGUGUGGAGCAGGGAGGGGAGGCGCAGGACCAUGCCGUGCCCGGCUCGCUGGGCGGGGAGAGGAGCCGCGUGAAGCAGGAGUUUGAGUUCAGCAUGGCCAUGGCAGGCCUCAUCUCGGAGCUGGUGCACGUGAUGGGCUGGGAGCACAGGCACAAGCCGGAGCCGCCGUCCCCGCGGUGGACGCAGCCUCGUGCCGCCCGCUCCAUCUUCCAGCCCAAGGCCCCGGCCUGCCCUGCUGCUCAGGCAAGCCCUGCUCCCCGACCAAAAGAGCCCAGCACCUUCAAAACGCGCUCAGCCUUCCCAAGCCGUAGCAGCUACGUGGAGUACGUGCAGGCGAACCUGGUGCGCGGCAUGCGGGUGCGUAUGCUGGAGGACUACGAGCAGGUCAGCGCGGGUGACGAAGGCGACUUCCGCCAGAGCAAUGACGGCACCCCGCCUGUCCAGGUGUAUUGGCAAGCCCUGGGCUGUACGUACUGGGUUCACUGGCACAUGGUGGAGAUCAUCGGCCCCUCGGGGCUGGAGGAGCGCAAGGCUCAGGAGAGGGUGUCCACCCUGACGCACAACUGCAAACUUGCAGCAGUUGCGCAGCCGCUCUUCUGCAAGCCUUUUGGGGGGCUCUACACCCUGCCUUACCUCGGGGAGCAGCCAAGCGACGCCACGGAGACCCUGAGCCGAGCCGAGUGGUGGGAGCUGCUCUUCUUCGUGAGGAGCCUGGGAGCGCAGGAGCAGGACGAGAUCACCCGCCUGGUGCAGCAGGAGCAGGCAGAGCAGCUGUCGGAGCUGGAUGAAGAAGGCCUGAUCCAGCUGUCGGCGUCUGCGGAGCUGGCCCAGAAAGUGCUGCGGGCGUUGGAGAAGCGGUGCCAGGGCAGCGCUCUGAGCGACCUCCGCGGCUCCCGCGUCUAUGCCAAGUACUUCCUCGGCAAGGGGGCUGAGCAGGGCGGCAGGGGGAGCGCCGUGGCGUCCUCGGGGGGCGCCAGCCCCGAAGCCGCGGUGGCCGAGGUGGCAGAAGAAGACCUCCCUGCGGCAGCGCUGCCGCCUGGAGCCCCCGCCGCAGCGGAGAAGUCGGAUCGCCAGCUGUUCAGCGAGCUGCUGCAGAGGGAAGGGCUGCGUUUCCCGGAGGUGACGGAGGAGCAGAGCAAACUGUUGGGCAGCUGCAAGGGGGCUGGCAAGAGGGGCUUGCUGGCGAGGAUCGCGGCCGUGGUGGAUGCGAUGCAGAGGAGCGGCUCCGAGGCGGGUCUGCGCCUGGCCGGGCUCCAGCACAUCCUGGAGAUGCUGGAGGAGGAGGCUGGGCUUGAGCGGCAAGUUGGCAAAGCCCAGGGCGGGCUGGGGACCAGGGAGAAGGUGGUGAAGAUGGCGGUGGAGUUGCUGAGCAGCGAGGUGGCGGAGAAGGCGCUGGUGGCGCUGGCGCUGCGGCUGCUUGCCGCGCUCAUGCUCAAGUUCGAGUGGCGCGUGCCGUUCGCCGCGGAGGGGGGCGUGCGGGCCGUGCUGGCCCGCAUGCGGCAGCACGCAGCCUCCGCCGUGGUGCAGCAGGCCGGCCUGGCGGCGCUGAAGGUGCUGGUGGGCGCUGGGAGCGGCGAGCCGGGAGGUGCCACUGGGCAGCCGUCGCCGCUGAGCCAGGCCGACGCGCAGAUGAUGCGGGAGAUCUUUGCCAGCAUCGGCUCUGCCUCUGGCGAGGGCUCCGUGAGCCUGCUGAGCGCCAUCCCCGCAGCCACAAGCACCAUGCAGAGGGUCGCAGGGGGCUCCUCGGGCGUGCGGAACGGCUUGCUGGUGGUGAACAUGCUGCUCGAGGGCCACCGGGGCCUGGCGGAGCAGCUGGUGAGCUGCGAGCUGCCUGCGGUGCUGCGGAGCUGCUGGCGGGACGGGCAGGGCGCGGGCUGCCCCGGCAGGAGCCUGGCGCUGAGCGCCAUCAACCGCCUGGCGGAGCACGAGGCACCGCGGAGCCUGGAGGCGGCAGGUGCCGAGGCCCCGCCGGAGCCGGGGGACGUGGACGUGCGGAUGCUGGUGGGCGGCGCACGGGAAGGCGGCCUCUCGGCGGAGGCGGUGGUGGCCCUGGAGCGGCACCUCUGUGGCGAGGGCGCCGUGCGCUCCGGCGAGGCGGCCCGGCUGCUGCGGGACCGCGAGUGCUUCGCGCUGCUGCUGCGCAGCUUCAAGCUGCUGGGCGCGGAGAAGGCUGCGAGCCUGAGCAUCCUCAGGAUCCUGAACGAGUUCCUGGACGGCGGCCAGGAGGAGCUGCUGCCCUGGCACGAGUGCGUGGAGCCCUGCCUGUCCUCCAUGGGCGCCCACAGCAGCGACCAGGAGGUGGUCCGGGAGGUCGUGCGCUUCCUGCACCGCCUGGGCAGCGCCAGCAAGGACUGCGUGGUGGUGAUGUGCCGCGCGGGUGCCCACGAGGCUCUGGGCAGAGCUCUGGAGAGGCACGGGGCGGCGCUGCCGCUGGCGCCGGCCCUGUGCGACCUGCUGAGCGGCUGCGAGAAGCACGCCAGCCUCUACGGGAAGCUGACGGGCAGCAUCUUGGCGGGCUGCAUCCAGCUGGUGCUGGGGCAGAUCGAGGAGCACCGCCGGAGCCAGCAGCCCGUCAGCAUCCCCUUCUUCGACGUCUUUCUGCGCAACCUGUGCCGAGACUCCAGCGUGGAGGUGAAGGAGGACAAGUGCUGGGAGAAGAUUCAGGUCUCCUCCAACCCCCACCGCGCCGGCAAGCUCACGGACGGGAACCCCAAGACCUACUGGGAGUCGAACGGCAGCACCGGCUCCCACUCCAUCACCGUGCACAUGCAGCGUGGCGUGGUGAUCAGGGAGCUGAGCAUGCUGGUGGCCGGCGAGGACUCCAGCUACAUGCCGGCCCGCAUCGUGGUGCUGGGGGGAGACAGCCCCAUGGCCGCCAACGCCGUGCUCAACGCAGUGACCGUCCUGCCCUCCGACAGCAGAGUGGUCCUGCUGGAGAACGUGCCCCGCUUCUGGCCCGUCGUGCAGAUCCGCGUGAAGCGGUGCCAGCAGGGCGGCAUCGACACACGCGUGCGUGGCAUCGAGGUGCUGGGCCCCAAGCCCACCUUCUGGCCGGUCUUCAGGGAGCAGCUCUGCCGGCGGACGGCCCUCUUCUGCGCCGCCCGGGCUCACGCGUGGUGCCGGGAGAUCGGCCGGGACCGGGGGCGCCUGCUGCAGCUCUUCGGCAGGCUGAACCGGGCGCUGCGGCACGAGCAGGCCUUUGCCGACCGCUUCCUUCCCGACGCCGAGGCGGCCCAGGCGCUGGGCAGGACGUACUGGGAGGCCUUGGUGACCCCUCUGGUGCAGAGCAUCACCAGCCCAGACCCCAGCGGCGUCAGCCCCCUGGCCUGGCUGCUCAGCGAGUACCUGGAGCGCGCGGAGCUGCCGCGCCGUGCCGCCGCCUUCGGCUCCCGCGUGCGGCACCUCACCCGGCUCCUGGUGCACGUGGAGCCCAGCGGCGCGGAGCUGGAGGAGGCGAGAGCCCCCGGCAGAGCCGGGGGAAAGGACGGGAAGAGCAAGGAGGCGCCAGCCAGGGCCGCCAAAGCGGCGGUGACGGCGGAGCAGAGCAGCCUGUGGGGCAUCUCGCGGUGCUGGCGUGGGGUGGUGCAGCAGCAGGUGUGGCGGUUCCUUGAGGCAGCGUGGCAGGCGCCGGACGUCGUGGAGCGGUUCUGCAGGCUGUACCGGCGGCUGCGCGGUGCCACGGCCGAGCUCUUUGGGCAGCAGGCCGCCUUCAUGCUGGCCCUGGUGCAGGGCUUUGCGGGGGCCCUGCUGCAGCUUUCCUUCCCGACUGCCCUGCACGUGAGCGAGCAGUUUGCCCGCUACCUCGACCAGCGGCUGCGGGAGCUGCGCGGGGUCGGGGGCGGCGCGGGGCCGUUGCAGCAGGCCCUGGAGCCCUUCGCCGUCUUGUGCGGCCUGGAGCUCGCCCACACCUUCGAGCACUUCUACCGGUACUACCUGGGGGACCGGUUGCUGGCGCAGGGGCCCUCGUGGCUGGAAGGGGCCGUCGUGGAGCAGCUCGGGCCGUGCUUCCCCAGUCGCUUCCCGCAGCAGAUGCUGAGCGACCUGGCCGAGUCGGAGGAGCUCCAGCAGCAGUUUUACCUCUUCCGGCUGCAGGAGCAGGACAAGCAGCUGCUGGAGCUGGACGCGGGCCUGGAGAGCCCCGAGGAAGAGGUGCUGGGGGAGGCGCCCCUGGCAGAGGCGCCGGAGGUGAAGGUGCUGCUCCUGUCGCCGCGCUGCUGGCCCGUUUCCCCCUUGUGCUAUGUGGACGAGCCCGGGAGGUUUUUCCCCACGGCCCUCAGCUCCCCGCUCGCCGAGUUUGCCGACUUCUGGCGGCAGAGCCAGAGCCGGCUGGGCCGGGAGUGCACGAAGCCGUGGCGGCUGCAGUGGACGUGGCUGGGCCACGCCGAGCUGCAGUUUGGGGACUGUGUCCUGCAUGUGUCCACGCUGCAGAUGUACGUGCUGCUGCACUUCAACGGUGCGGAGGAGGUGGCCGUGGACGCCUUGCUGCAGGCCACAGGGCUCCCCGCGGACCUGGUGCGCCACGCGCUGACGCCGCUGACCCAAGGCGAGGGCGUCCUGGUGCAGAGCUGCCCGCAGGGCGGCACUCUGCGGCUGAACCGGACGGCCCUGGCUCGGGCCUCGGGCCAGCGCCUGAGGCUGCUGCCCCAGCAGACGUACCUGCGGGCAGAGCUGGCUGACGGCAGCUCCCUGGAGAGGAAGAGGAACGUGCUCUGCUGCCUCGUCACCCGCAUCCUCAAGGUGGAGAAGCAGCUGCACAUCGACAACUUGGUGUUCAGGGUGAUCGACGCCUGCCGGAAGGGCGAGUUUGGAUCGGGGUUGCAGUUCCUGAGCUUCUGCUGCCAUAGCGUGGACGUGCUGUCCUGCGUCCUGCACCUGCUGAAUCAGGGCUACCUCCGGCGCCAGGAGGAGAGGCCCCAGGUCCUGGAGUAUGUCUGCACUGAGCCCUCGCCAGCCCCCACGUCCCCAGUCCAGCCUUUGGUGGCCUUUCAGACUGUAGAGAUCAAGACGGCAGCAAGCACAACCUCUGCCGCAAGGAGACAGACUUUCUCAACGUUCAGGUAGAUGAGGGCUGGGCUGGGCAGGCAAGACACAGCCUCGGCCCGGCCAGCCCCUUCCUGAGAACUCUGGGGUUUUAUUUUAAAUAAAUGAGCCAAGCCCCCCGCCCCGGUCCUGUUUCGUACUCCGGGAAAGCGCUGCGCCUUGGUCGUGGCCGGGAGCAGCGUGAGGCCAGGACCCGCAGCGCCUGCUUCCCCAGCGCCCCUCGGCUCUGCGCUUGGGAGGAGGGGCAGCAGCUGCCCGAUACCUGCUGCCCUGGGCUCAGCCGAGGAGGGGCGCACGCGUCUGCCAUAAUGGUACCAGCAUUAAUUUAUUAAAAUUAAUCCAGAAAAGUAACCAUACAAUAAAUUUAAAAAAAAUAGAA
This is a messenger RNA of Rhea pennata, 6546 nucleotides long. RefSeq names its product cullin-9-like. The transcript is spliced from 31 exons. Gene Ontology annotation, molecular function: ubiquitin protein ligase binding. The record is from RefSeq and is a predicted model, not a curated record. Gene Ontology annotation, biological process: ubiquitin-dependent protein catabolic process. Lineage: Eukaryota; Metazoa; Chordata; Aves; Rheiformes; Rheidae. The coding region runs from base 273 to 6188 and encodes 1971 amino acids.